UAGUGUUUUUUGUUUUUUUAUGCUCAUGCUUAUGUGAAAGGGGAAGGCAAACUUGGAGCAGGGUUACAUUUACAGAGCAGUCGCUCUGCCAACUGGGCUGACCAGGAAGCUAGAGGUGACAGCUUCAGGCUAAAGUGGCAAGUCGAAGUGCAUGCAAAAGUUUUUUUCUGGAAAAGCUGCCGGUUUGAGGGGUUGAGUCUUAUAAAAGAUGCGACUUAUAGACCAGAAAAUAUGGUACUCCCCAUUAGGACACAAUAGAAUGGUUCCACCUCUCCUUCUAUUGCUGGAGGUACCCUUGAAAGUCUUUAAAUACCUAUGAAUUUUUGUCACCGAGACCUGUACAAAUCCUGAUACUUUGCAUUUACCAGAGUGCUCUGAAACAACCAAAUAUGCCAUAAAUCUACCGCUUCUGCUGUGAAGUAAAUAUUUUUGUGUUUCAGCGAUGCUGCUGCGGGUGCAAUUGAGGCAUGAAGUACGGGUCGUGUCUGAGAGGCUGGAUGAAACUGAGCCUCUUAACAAGACCCGUACAGUGUCUCAGACUGCCUUGUCGACGGUGCCUCCAGUUCUUCCUCGGCUACCUGCCGACAAUAUUAAAGAAUUAGAGGCAGCCGUGCGGGAUGAGGCUGUGGCUGCCACCUUGCGCAAGCACCUCCUGCAAAUAGGAGGGAAGUCACUGCGCGAGGUGGCAUCGUAUGCCAUGAAGGCUGUAAUGGCGCACCCCGUCCAAGUGCUUUACAGCCUUCAUAGCAGGAAGGGGAAGAGGGCAUUCAUCAAUUUGAAGUUAUGCCGGAUAGUCACAGAUGUCAUCUGUGCGAAAGGGGGGGGGGCGACCUGACACAAGCACAGGACUUCAUUAAGUGGUUGCCAGGGUCUGUGGACAGUGGUGGUGGCAGGAAGAGGCGUUUCACAGCAACGUUUGCAGCAGAGCAGCCCGAUGAUCCCUCCCUUCAGGGCAGGAAUCAUUGCCUGCCCACUGCUGCCCUCUCCCUGCCCCACCCUUGCCCUCAGGUCCCUGGCAAGUCCACCGUCGGCCCCUCCUGUCCGGCUGCUGCUGCCCCUGCUCCUUCCCUUGCUGCAGCCCCUGCCGCCCCUGCCCCUCCUCCUGCUGCUGCCCCUGGAGCUGAGCACCCCUACUGAUGCCUG
Messenger RNA from Dermacentor silvarum, 1143 nucleotides. RefSeq lists its product as uncharacterized. NCBI's taxonomy places the organism in Eukaryota, Metazoa, Arthropoda, Arachnida, Ixodida, Ixodidae. Bases 443 to 835 code for a protein of 130 amino acids. The transcript has 3 exons. The record is from RefSeq and is a predicted model, not a curated record.